CAAAGCCGGAGGGCGUGUUUGGCUUUCAUCAAUUUUGAACUUCCAGUGGUUUGCGGUUUGAUUCCUCUUGGAACAGAGGGUUUCGUCUCCGGAAUUCGUAGAACAUUCUACAUUCUCCAUUCCCCAAGAAUCUUCUGGAACCCAUCAACACUCCACCGCCCCAAUAUACCCUGCCAUCUUCUAUAUUCUUCUCAUAUUAUCAGAAGCAAUUCGAUUCGAGUUCUACUGUUGAUUUCAAGUAUACUGAUCUACUCUGUUUCAGAAAUGGCCGACGACAAUGCUGUCACGCUCUACAGCAGCGCCGCCAUCACCGACGCCAAGAAGAACCCGUUCUCCAUUAAAGUCGCCAUGGCCCAGAUGCUCCGAGGCGGCGCCAUUGUGGAGGUUACGAGUCUAGACCAAGCCAAGAUCGCAGAAUCAGCUGGUGCGUGUUGCGUUAUCGUCUCUGAUCCGCGAAGAGCCGGUAUUUCCCGGAUGCCGGAUCCUUCUCUGAUUAAAGAAAUCAAGCAAGCGUUGUCGAUUCCCGUAAUGGCGAAAGCCCGGGUAGGACAUUUCGUCGAGGCCCAGAUUUUGGAAUCAAUCGGCGUCGAUUACAUCGACGAGAGUGAGGCUUUGGCGAUUGCGGAUGAGGAUCAUUUUAUCAAUAAGCAUAAUUUCCGGGUGACGUUUGUUUGUGGGUGCCACGACCUGGGAGAGGCGUUGAGGAGGGUGAGAGAGGGGGCGGCGUUGAUACGGACCCAAGGUGAUUUGAAGGGAUCGGGAAAUGUGAUGGAAGCUGUGCGCUAUGUGCGGAAAGUUAUGGGCGAGAUCAGGGUUUUGAACAACAUGGACGAGGAUGAGGUUUUCGCAUUUUCCAAGCGAAUUCAAGCGCCUUAUGAUAUCGUGGCGCAGACGAAGCAAAUGGGGAGGCUGCCUGUGGUGCAUUUCGCAGCUGGAGGAAUUGUGACGCCUGCUGAUGCCGCAUUGAUGAUGCAAUUGGGAUGUGAUGGGGUGUUCUUGGGACCAGAGGUUUUUGAUUGUCUGGAUCCAUAUAAGAAGGUUCGGGCUAUUGUACAGGCUGUUAGGAAUUAUAACGACCCGAUGGAGUUGGCAGAGGCGAGUAGUGGUUUGGAGGAUGCUAUGGCAGGGUUGAAUCUGAAUGAGAGACAGGUCGAGCCGUUUGGUGAUGGAGGUCGUUACUGACUUGUUUGAUGAGUGUUUUGCCACCUGCUCUGUAUCAUUCUUGUUUUUGAGGAUGAAGGAAUGAUGUAGCAUAAUGUUGUGUUUCAAGGCUGUCAUGUUUGAUUGUUGUUUUUUGUCUUUACACUGAACUAAUAAGAGCUAAUGAUCUUGUACCCCUUUUCAAUUGAUAGUUGAACUGAAAUAAGGAUAGUUAGAUGUAGUCAACUUUGUAUGAGCAUUGUGAGACUUUGUUGGGAUCAAAUGAAUUGAGUUGCUUUUUGUUACAA
This is a messenger RNA of Sesamum indicum (sesame), 1448 nucleotides long. Its product is annotated as pyridoxal 5'-phosphate synthase-like subunit PDX1.2. Gene Ontology annotation, molecular function: amine-lyase activity. The record is from RefSeq and is a predicted model, not a curated record. Gene Ontology annotation, biological process: pyridoxal 5'-phosphate biosynthetic process; amino acid metabolic process; pyridoxine biosynthetic process. NCBI's taxonomy places the organism in Eukaryota, Viridiplantae, Streptophyta, Magnoliopsida, Lamiales, Pedaliaceae.